UGGCAAUCGAGAGGAAGACAAGGAAGGGCAGCAGGACUCAAAGGAUGAAAAGGAGCCUGAGAAGAUGUCACCAAACACACAAAGUGUUCCUGCUUCAGAGACCAGCAGCCAGGCGAUGGAAGAGACACAGGAUGACAUGAAGCCCGAAGCUGGUUCACCAAAGGAGUCCCAUUCAGCUGCCAUGAACUUUGUGCUAAGAAAACCGGCAGAAGUGAUUCUUGGUAUGGAAGAAAGUGAGCUGAAGUCCAAAGCACAGCUGCCAUGGAAGAACAAUCUCAAUGAGAGAGUAGAAGCAAGAGCCCAGGCCAUGCAGCAGAAAAUGUUAGAGAAGGAUAUGCUGAAAAGGGAACAGGAAAGGAAGACUGCAAAACAGCUCCCAAGGGAUGACCUGGCUAAAGAGUGGUUUGAUAUUGAAAGCACGACGCUAACUACCCGGGCCUACUUGCUGGACAAGCUUCUACCCACCUUGAUUCCUGGAGUCGAACAGAUGUUAAUGCAAGUAGAAAAGAAGAAACUUUUGAGCAAAGCUGAUAUCCCAACCAAGUUUGAUCCAAUUAAUUAUUUGGGGGAAUAUUUAAUGAGAAACAAUACUCUUUAUAUCAAAGACCCAGGAAUGUCUGGCUACCAGCGGGUGAUGAGAGAGGUCACAGAAGAGCUGAAGGUCCAUGUUCCCGAUACGAUCAGCAACAGGUUGAUCCCAGGAGCCGCAGAGUGGCUCUCUGCCCUCUACACUCUUGCAUGCCUGAGGGGAAAAGUAAGUUCUGGAAAGGCAAGGCUUUCUCUCUCUAAUUACAUCUCUUCACACGCUGCAGACUUGAAAAGUGAAGUUUUUGAAGAACUCCUUAAGCACCUUUGUCACCGUGCAGAAGAAUUCCGGGAGAUCGUAAAAAGCGACAUGCGGAGACAGAUGUUUGCUGAGCUCUUCCUGUAUUGUGACAGUGGGAAGGUGAAGGUCCUGGAUCGGCAGCGGACACUGGCCUUACUGGAAGCAUUCUAUGAUCAAAGUUCACACCCUGCUAGGAGCUUCCUCCGAAACCCACGGCAAUGGCCAUUAACCGAAUUUGAGGAGAUAGAGUGGUCUGAAUUCUGGGGCGAUACAGAUAUUAAAAAGCACAUUUAUGAAGACUUUGAUGAACUGCUCUUAAGAAUGAAUGUGUUAGCUGCUAAAAAACUUGCUGACAAACCCCAAGAAAUGGAAGAUCAAAAUCUUCCACAACAGCCGAAAGAGACAAGUGCCGACCAAGAACCAUCCCCCGACUCAGCCACAGCGCCAGGAACACAGCUGGCUUCAGAACAAGGAAGCAGCAGAGAACAGAAACCCGACAAAGAGUCACUUAAAGGACAAGAACAGGGCACAGGGUUACACAAAUCGUCCGAUUCGGGACAAGGAUCCCCCAGGGCGUCAGCAGUAGAGCCAGGAUUACAAAGGGGGUCAGUCGCAGAGCAAGAGUCGGCAUCAGAACAAGAGCCACAGACAGGGCAAGACUCAAACAGAAAAUCGGUGUCAGAACAAGAACCACAAAGAGGGUCAGUUACAGAGGAAGAAGGAUCACAGAGAGGGUCAGUUUCAGAACCUGUGCAACGAAGAACAUCAGCAACAGGACAACGCAGAAAAUCAUCUGCAGAUACGGGGUCUCGUAGGGGUUCAGAAGCCGGAUCGCGCAAAGGAUCAGGGGUAGAACAAGGACAGCGCAAAGGAUCUGGAGGUCCGCGCAAAGGGUCAGCAGGACGCAAGAUGUCGUCUUCAGAGUAUGAAUCACACAAAGAGUCCAUAACGGAGGAACCACAAUCUAAGGCAGAGCAAGGACCACCGAUAGACACCAUUCUAGAAGAACAGGACGCAGACUCAACCUCACAAAAAAGCAACACCUUAAAAGAAAGUGAAGCCUCGGAAUUUGAUAAAAUGGAAUCUCAAGAAGAAAAGUCUUUGCCAGUCAUAAAUGAGGAGGAACAAGCUGCCAUGGAUUCCCAACAGGGUGAGGAAGUUCCCAUGUACAGCAAAGAUGAUCGUCCGCCAGAGAGCAGCGAAAAAGAUCACCUUCCAGAAACUUCAAAAAAGGACGCUCAGAAAGACAAAGCCUGUGACCCGAAGCCCCAACAUAUAGAAGGAAAACAGUGGUCAGGGGGAUUCUCCAUCUUUGACUGGAACAUGAAGCAUGUCCAAUCUGAAGAUGAGGAGCAGGCAAAACUGAUCUAUACUGACUCCAGAUUCACAGACCUCCAUGCAAUUAUUAGGAAUACUCAGACUUACAAGGAGAUCAAAGGGAGGAGUGCCUUCGAUGGAGUGUCCCUCAAUCUGGUACAGUUUGUGCAGCUCCUCCAGACAUUCGUCGGUGAAGACACCCCCUUGAGUGUCAGCCAGAGUCUCGCCUCCUUUUUUCAGAAGAACUAUUUUGAAACAAAACAAGAGAAAAUGAAAGCCUUAGAACAGGCUAGACAAAACGCUUUCCGAAUCCGACGGGUGCUUCUUCUAGAAGCCCUCUUUCAGAAGUGGGACAAUGAUGGCUCAGGCUUUCUGAAUCUGAAUGAAAUUGAUGAUCUCUUGUACACAUACAAGGAGGGGAUGGAGAAAGAAUCCAUGAAGAAAGCUAAACUGCACAUCCAAUUUCCAAACUCCCAUUCUGGUCAUGAAGUCAAAUUGUCUUCAAAGCAAUUUCAGAGGUACAUAGAAUUGGUUGUGUCUGAACUCAGGGGCAAUGAAGACCAAGUUCUGGACAGUGUUGUGGAAUUCCUGAUGGGUGCUUUAGAGAGAAGCCACACUGAGGGCCUAAGGAACUGUGCAAGACAGAAAUGGCUACAUCAGAUCCAACAUGCUGCAGAGACAAGUGGGGUGUCCCUGGAGCCAGUGUAUACUGAGACCUUUAGGGCCCUCACACAGGAUGCUGAGGCUCAUGGAAAUAAGAAGAUCAGUGCCCACAUUUCCCUCUUAGAAGAAAACAUACUCCUGCCAGAGAGAGGGGACGUUCUCUUGAGGAAUGUGGCUUGUACCCUAGAUGAUGCUCCAUUUGUACUGAACAAAGUGCUCUACAGGGACAUGAAGGGAAUCAGCUUUACAGUAGUGGAUAAAGGCAAGCCAAUCCAUGUCCCACAAGUUCAGCACCAUGGGAAUGUCUUCUUCUGGAAUAAUUCCCGCAGUAAGAAGGAGCAUAAUGGUUCAUUCCUGGCUCUGCCUCUUCAGGAUGUGCAUAUGAGGAUCUUUGGGGUCCUGGCAGUUGACACUCUUCGCGAUCCUCAUGAAAUAAACAUCUUCCUACCUCAUGAGAUCAAAUUCUAUCAGGGCGUUGCCAAUGCUUUCAGCACUGCCUAUCACUAUGUGCACAGCAGGGAGCAUGUCCUGCACACUGUGAUCACUGGCAUCAGGUGGCUCUUCAGCAUCACGUCUGGCAUCAGCUCCAUCACUACGUACUUCAUUGAACCUAGCUCAGAGCAGGAAGGCUAUGUUUUACGCCAAAUGAUGGUUACAGAGUAUCUGGGCCUAACAGAAAUCCAUGCAGAACCCCCAACCAUCUCGAGGAAGUCGUGCAUCUUCAGAGAUUUCCUCUUUAAGUGCAUAGACACUUCAGAAGUUAUUUUGGCUUCUACCAGUGGAGAAACCCACAUUGCAAUUCCGCUUCGCGAAAGAACAAGAGAAGCUAUGGGAGUCCUUGAUGUCAACAUUGGCCAAACAAGGAUGCUGGUGUAUCAAGAGUACAAAGAUCUGCAGAAAAUGGCGAAGAUGAUCCAAAAUGCCUCCGAUGAAAUACUGGGCGAAUUCUCUGGAGAAAUCGUGAAGAAUGAGGUCAUAGAGAUGGAGAAGGCGGGAGAAGUCACGCGGGCAGGGAUUCUCUUCUUCCGCAUCAUGCUGCAGGAGCUUCGGGAAUGCCUCCAGCUCCUCACGUCCAUGGACUUUGUGUCGUUGCUGCUGUAUGAGCACAAACCUCACACGGACUCGACGUACUUCCAGGACCUCGAGUCCCAGGAUAUAGAAGCCAAUGUGGUCCUUGUGCACGACAUCCUGAAAGGAGUGAUCUUGUUUUCCCAGCAGGAGAUAGAAUCUUCCCAUGACUUGGAAGAGUGGGAAAAGUGGAAGUUUUACAUUAACAAGUACUUAGUUGAAGAUCUUUGUGUGUUUGAUCCAACUGCUAGCAAUGUGAAGGUUAAUGUACAGCUUAUUAUGAACUACAUCCAAGGUCAUUCUCGAAUCGAAGUAUGGAAAUUUGGCAAUCUUGUCAUUGAACUCCUGUACCACUGGUUACACAUUUGUUUAACUCUCAUGGAGCUAAGAGACAAACAAAAUAGUUGUAUUUUACCUCCAUUGCCCAAGAAGAGUGAUACCUCUGCUUGUGCAAAAUUCUCAGAGAAAAGUUAAGGACUGGUACUAUAUUUAGGACACAUGACCGAUGCUGUUAAUAAGGAACUGUUGUCAACUGGAAAGGAACGCCCCAUAGACACUUCUGCUCCCCGGCAGAAGUCACCUCAGCACUCUGUAAAACCAAAAGGCCUACCUAAGGAGAAAUUACUCUAAAGAGUAUGCAGUUAUGGUGGCCAUAGCCACAGGGACCUGAAUAUGUACCAGAAUGUAUUCAAACACUCCCUUCCAGUCUGAGCUUUCUAUCCGACCUGAGACUACUAUGGCUGUUUGGGAAAUUGCUUCUUAUUCUUUUAAAUAUCA
This is a messenger RNA of Alexandromys fortis (reed vole), 4651 nucleotides long. It is a transcript of the gene Efcab5, whose product is annotated as EF-hand calcium binding domain 5. Bases 65 to 4348 code for a protein of 1427 amino acids. Lineage: Eukaryota; Metazoa; Chordata; Mammalia; Rodentia; Cricetidae. Gene Ontology annotation, molecular function: calcium ion binding. The record is from RefSeq and is a predicted model, not a curated record. The transcript is spliced from 20 exons.